AUGAGGGAAGUAAAAGAAAUGAUCACUCUAAGGAGUGGUAAGGAGGUUGAUCUGCCAACAACCAAGCCAGAGCAAGAAACAGAGAAGGAAUUAGAGGAUGAGAAGAGGGAGGAAAAAAACCACAUGUCUCCACCUUUUCCCCAAGCUUUACAUGGGAAAAAGGGAAUCAACAACGCAUCAGAAAUUCUUGAAGUGUUGAGGCAAGUGAAAGUUCAUAUCCCAUUGCUAGAUAUGAUUAAACAAGUUCCAACUUAUGAAAAAUUAUUGAAGGACUUAUGCACUAUAAAAAGAGGGUUGAAUGUGAGCAAGAAAGCCUUCUUGAUUGAGCAAGUGAGUUCCAUUAUACAGUGCAAGUCCCCAAAAAAAUACAAAGAUCCGGGCUACCCUACCAUCUCGGUGACGAUUGGAAGGGUGCCAGUGGAAAGAGCUUUGUUGGACUUGGGAGCAAGUGUAAACCUACUACCAUACUCUGUCUAUGAGCAAUUGGGAUUGGGAGAAUUGCCAAGUGAGUGGGAAGCUCAAGACAAGAAGCAGUUCUUUGCAAAAAUUCAUGCUUAUUAUUGGGAAGAGCCAUUCUUAUUCAAAUAUUGUGCAGACCAAAUAAUUUGGAAGUGUGUCCCUGAAACAGAGAGUUGUGAAAGAUGCCAAAAACUUGGGAAGCUGACAAAAAGAAACAUGAUGCCUUUGAACCUCAUUUUAAUCGUUGAUCUUUUCGAUGUCUGGGGCAUUGACUUCAUGGGACCUUUUCCUAUAUCCUUUGGCUACUCCUACAUCUUGGUGGGGGUGGAUUAUGUCUCUAAAUGGGUCGAAGCAAUACCGUGCAAAUACAAUGAUCAUAGAAUUGUUCUCAAAUUUCUGAAGGAGAACAUUUUCUUGAGAUUCGGGGUACCCAAAGCCAUUAUCAGUGAUGAGGGUGCUCAUUUUUGUAACAAACCAUUUGAAACUCUCUUAGCCAAGUAUGGAGUAAAGCAUAAGGUAGCUACACCUUACCACCCUCAGACUCUUGGCCAAGUUGAGUUAGCAAACAGGGAGAUCAAGAACAUACUGAUGAAGGUGGUCAAUGCAAGCAGAAAAGAUUGGUCUAUUAAACUCCAUGAUUCAUUGUGGGCUUACAGAACAGCUUAUAGGACCAUUCUUGGAAUGUCGCCUUACCGCCUUGUUUAUGGCAAAGCUUGUCAUCUCCCCGUGGAAGUAGAAUACAAAGCUUGGUGGAAAAUCAAGAAGCUUAGCAUGGACUUGAACAAAGCCGGCAUGAAAAGGUUCUUAGACCUUAAUGAGAUGGAGGAAUUGAGAAAUGACGCCUACAAUAAUUCAAAUAUUGCAAAGCAGAGAUUGAAGAGGUGGCGUGAUCAGUUAAUCUCCCGCAAACUUUUCCAAAAAGGACAAAGAGUCUUGCUGUAUGACUCCAGGCUCCACAUCUUUCCGAGAAAGCAGAAAUCAAGGUGGAUAGGUCUGUUUAUUAUUCACCAAGUAUAUUCAAAUGGAGUAGUGGAACUACUCAAUCCUAACGGCAUCGAGAGCUUUAAAGUCAAUGGCCAACAUCUCAAGUCCUUCAUGGAGCAAUUUUCUCGAUAUAAGGAGGAAAUCACCCUCCUUGAACCACAUCAAGCUUGA
Vitis vinifera (wine grape) is the source of this 1614-nucleotide messenger RNA. RefSeq lists its product as uncharacterized. NCBI's taxonomy places the organism in Eukaryota, Viridiplantae, Streptophyta, Magnoliopsida, Vitales, Vitaceae. Gene Ontology annotation, molecular function: nucleic acid binding. Bases 1 to 1614 code for a protein of 537 amino acids. The record is from RefSeq and is a predicted model, not a curated record. Gene Ontology annotation, biological process: DNA integration. The transcript has 4 exons.